This is a messenger RNA of Cokeromyces recurvatus, 756 nucleotides long. Its product is annotated as cyclin-domain-containing protein. Gene Ontology annotation, cellular component: cyclin-dependent protein kinase holoenzyme complex; nucleus. Gene Ontology annotation, biological process: regulation of cyclin-dependent protein serine/threonine kinase activity. The record is from RefSeq and is a predicted model, not a curated record. Gene Ontology annotation, molecular function: cyclin-dependent protein serine/threonine kinase regulator activity; protein kinase binding. Lineage: Eukaryota; Fungi; Mucoromycota; Mucoromycetes; Mucorales; Mucoraceae. The coding region runs from base 1 to 756 and encodes 251 amino acids. The transcript has 3 exons.
AUGAAUUAUCAUUUAAAUAUUGCUCAGUAUCCAACUCUUAUAUUAGCUAAAAUAGUGGCUGAUUUACUAAAUUCAGUUAUUGAAGCCAAUGAUAAACUUAUCAAUAAUACAACAAUAUUAACUCGAUUUCAUUCUCGUGCUGCAACUAAUAUGGAUAUCUAUUCAUAUAUUUUACGUAUAUUGAAAUACACUCCCUUUACGAAUGAAGUCUUAAUUUAUUUACUAAUCUAUUUCGAUCGUAUUUCAAAUGAUAAAAAUUAUAUAUUAAGUUCUUCAACUGUACAUAGAUUAUUAAUAACAAGUAUUAUUAUUGCUACCAAGUUUACCUCAGAUAUAUUUUAUCCAAACAUUAGAUAUGCAAAAGUGGGAGGUAUUCGAUUAGAUGAGUUGAAUCAAUUAGAAUUGGAUUUUCUCUUUUUGUGUGAUUUUAAUCUAUAUAUUAAACUGGAAGAAGUACAAGCUUAUGGAAAUCAACUAUUAGCACAUGCAAUUAAAAAACAGCAGAGAAAUCGUAGUAUGAUAUCACCUUCGACUACAACAAUAGACGCAUCUCAUACUACUCUAUCUUCUUCAUCCUCUCGAAAAAGGAUGAGAGGUGGUAAUAAGAAUGAUGAUCAUGAUCAUGAUUCAAUGCCAAUAAAAAUAAUGAAAAAGCGUUCAGAGUUAGCAUUGAUAUCAAUUUCAUCAAUGACAGCAUCUACUAUAGAAAAUAUCAAAACGACAGAAUCUACUGCAUCUGUAUUGUAUAUAGUAUAA